CCCUCCUCGUCCUCCAUAUCGUCAUGCUCGUUGCCAAACGGAGGUGGUGCUAGGCAUCUCUUCACUUCUCUUCUUAGCCAAGCUCGCCCUUGCACUCUACCGAGGACGCUGUUCGGUAUGGCAAGUGGUAACUUGUAAGGACCAUGCAGCUGCAGAAGGCUCAAGAAUGACUGCAUCUAUGAUCUCGGUCAGACGACAGACCAAGUUGUCCUGCGCUGCUGCCUUGUCCACUUUCUGCACCUUUCCCACGUCUGCUCUUACGGCGUACCCUUGUUCCGCCUCGGUGCCGGGCCUGACUGGGAAAUAUAAGGUUGGGAUGCCCUCCAUUGCUUCCACAUUGUCCACUUUUACCCCGACAUCCUUCGUCCCCUUCUCCCAUUAUUCUUCACCGUCACCGUCACCGUCGCUUCCUUCCACCCCAUUGCCUCUGGACCAUCUUCUUCACAACAUCGAGAAGUCCGAACGCACGAUCCCAACUGGACCCAUUACCCGCCUUGCCUGUCGUCACAUCACUCUUCCCACCAUGUGCUACCAGUUGGUCGAGCUCUACUCGGUGUGCCGCUGCCUCCACUACCAGCAUGCCGUCGACAGAUGUGCGGCCUACGGACAACCGGGCCACGGCGUUCAGCAGAGGACGAUUCUUGUCGGGCUCGCCUGUGGUGCCCACGCCUCCAGCGACGUCCUACCACUACCGAUGAAAUGUCCUGUCUUUGGUGACGGGCUGCACUUCAUGGCACCAACCCAAAUUACGCUUCUUUCGCCUCGAGGACUGGGCAACCUACCUCCUUUCGCUCAGAGCAGGGCCCGCGGUGACGGUCUCUCAGACAACGACUCCCUCGCAGCUGUCCCUCUUGCUCGCGGGCAAUGGCGGCUUGGCGGUCUCGUCAAAAUGUUCACAAACGUAUUGACGAGGAGGCUAGGUCCCGGUGGGGUGGGUUUCCCGGACUUCCCUCGCUUCCCUUCACUCUUCACUCUUCACUCUUCGCUCGUACGGGCCUUGCUAUUUCGACUUUGUUCCGUACCCUAUAACGACCCUGCCAUGAGACCAAACAACGAAGUCAUCGAAGACAGACAGUUUACGACCUCACCCUUUACCGAACCGGCUUUGUUACGAUUCACGGCCAUUACGCAGCCCAAGGCGAUGCUGUUCUGGAAGCAGUCGGAGCAACAGUGGCCGUACUACCGUCGGGAACGGGACGCCUACCAUGAAGGCAUUGAUUGCCGUGGGAUAACUGGCUUGUCCCACAGGAUACCUUAGAUAGAUACUGGCCUCGAGCCCUGGUUGUGAUCUACACGAAUAUAGAAACACAUGUACUCUCC
This is a messenger RNA of Sodiomyces alkalinus F11, 1320 nucleotides long. RefSeq lists its product as hypothetical. The coding region runs from base 167 to 1258 and encodes 363 amino acids. The transcript has 6 exons. NCBI's taxonomy places the organism in Eukaryota, Fungi, Ascomycota, Sordariomycetes, Glomerellales, Plectosphaerellaceae. The record is from RefSeq and is a predicted model, not a curated record.